Molecule: messenger RNA, 3561 nt
Organism: Aureobasidium musti
Lineage: Eukaryota; Fungi; Ascomycota; Dothideomycetes; Dothideales; Saccotheciaceae
Source: the annotation of a GenBank genome assembly
AUGUGGAACAGCUUGUCCAACUUUGCCCAAAAGGCGCAGGUCUUUGUUGACCAGAACCUGCAGCCUGCACUAAACAACCUUGCGCCCUCGGACAACCGCUCGUCCAAGGCCGCCCUGUUCCGUCAGCAGUUCCGUCUGCCAGACUCGCAAAGCCCCCUGUACGAGAUCACGGCCGAGUUGACUCUCCCGCCCAAGACGACUUCCUCGGCCAAAUCGUCGUCCGACACACCACGCAAGAGCCACGAGCAGCGCAACAAUUGGGACCGUGAGCGUGGAAACCACUACGUCGGUCGCUUACACCUGUCCGAGAAGUUCCUGUGUUUUUCUACUCAGAACUCGAGCUUCUCUCCCACUGCGAGUACUUCGCUAUCGACUGCCUUUACAGGCCAGACCAACGGCGCCGGUCCCGCUGGCAAUGGCUUCACACUUCCGCUCUGUGCCGUGCGUCGUGUUGAGCGUCUGCACAGCCAGAGCUACAUGUUUGCUCUGUCUAUCACUACAUGGAAUGGCUAUCCUGCCCCCGACGAGAAAAACACAAAACACACUGGCAAGACGGCCCCGCCAGCACCCAAGCUCACUAUCCAGCUGGCUGGCAGUAGAGUACAGUGUGAGAAAUUCUGUGACAUGCUGAAGAAAGGUCUGCGUGAGGGUAUGCGCGAAGUUGAUGGCAUGCGCAAGGUAGUCGCCGAGUGCUACUCCGAGUACAUGCUGGCUGCCGAGGCCAAGCGACGCACUGAGAAAGACUCUCCUUCAGAAAAGCUGGUCGAUGAUCAGAGCCCGGAGGAACAGCUGAAGCCUCCAGAUGCUGGUCUGGGCAUGCAGUUCCGUUAUCCUGGCGACCCCAAGAAGCUCAGAGACAAGGGCAAGAUGAGAUUGUGGUACGAGUAUUUACGAGGUAUUUGUCAGCUGUACUGGACCAAGCAUAAACAUGUACUAACAGGACACNNAGAAAAUGGUCGCAACGCUACACUCGUCAGACAGCCAGAUUUGCCUCGACUGGUCAGAAUCGGUCUACCCAAUCGUCUACGUGGUGAAGUAUGGGAGCUCACAUCUGGAUCUUUCUAUCUACGAAUGCAGCAGCCAAAGCUCUACCAGGAUACACUGACAAAAUACGACGGUCAACAUUCGCUUGCUAUCGACGAGAUCGAGAAGGACCUAAAUCGCAGUUUGCCUGAGUAUCCCGGUUUCCAGAGUGAAGAGGGUAUUGGUCGUCUGCGCCGUGUUCUCACUGCUUACAGUUGGACCAAUCUGGAAGUUGGCUACUGUCAAGCUAUGAAUAUUGUCGUUGCCGCUCUCCUCAUCUACCUUUCUGAGACACAAGCUUUCUAUCUUCUGUCCAUUCUCUGCGAUCGACUCCUACCAGGAUACUAUUCACAAACCAUGUACGGCACUCUUUUGGAUCAACGGGUUUUUGAAUCGCUUGUUGAGAGGACACUGCCUAUUCUUUCCGAACAUCUUGCCAAGUCGGAUGUUCAGCUAUCAGUCGUUUCUUUACCCUGGUUCCUUUCGCUCUACAUCAACUCCAUGCCUCUGAUGUUCGCGUUCCGAGUCCUUGAUGUCUUCUUCCUCGAAGGUCCCAAGGUCUUGUUCCAGAUCGGUCUGGCUAUUCUCAGAGUCAAUGGCGAGGAGCUGUUAGAUGCCACAGAUGACGGUACCUUCAUCUCAGUUCUCAAGUCAUACUUUGCUCGUCUGGGCGAGUCAGCCCACCCGAAAUCCGAGAACCCCAAGUUGAGAGCCGUCACAAAUUUCCAAGCCUUGAUGGUCGUUGCUUUCAAGGAGUUCUCUGGCAUCACACAACAAAGCAUCUCUGAUUUGAGGGCCAAGCACAAAGAUGCUGUCCUUGACAACAUCGAAUCUUUCGCAAAACGAACCUCGAUCAGAAAUCUCGGCCCUGAAAGCAAGAAGCUGAGCACUAGUGACCUUGGCUUCCUGUACGACCGAUUCUACGGCGUGCUCUACGAGCGACAACAAAGAAUGGAGAUGAUUCAGCAAGAACAAGAGCGCAGAGCAAAGGCCGCCAAAACCAAGGCUGCUGAGAUUGUCAGCGGCAUUCCCAGCAAUGUUGAGAAGGGUAGAGUCGGCCUCGGCCCUAGUCCCACGGAAAUGGACUACGACAGCUUCAGAGAGUUCCUGGCUGGUCUUGCCAAAUGGGCCGUUACGGACUCCCCUAGCUCACCUGCCAAGCAAGACUCGGAGAAGAAUGGCGGUUACUUCGCAAACACUUUCCGCGCCCGCUCUGUUUCUCUAUCACCCUGGGGUUCUGGUCCAGAGCCCGCCGAGCACGAAUUUUUGCAGCGCCUUUUCAAGUCUUGGGAUACCGAUAACGCAGAAGCUCUCAGCUUGCAGAAGGUUGUAGCUGGUUUUGCACGCAUCAAGGGUCCUCGCGACAUUAUGUCCAACAUCAGCUAUUUCUUCGAUCUCUACGAUGACGACAAAGAUGGCAAGGUCGACAGAGAAGGCAUUCUGCGCAUCUCGGAAGCUUUGCUCUUCCUGUCGAGACGUGGUAUCACCGGAUCAGUCACGCCAUCUGUAUCCUCCACCAACCUUGCUGCUCAAGCUGAGAUUGGACCUGACGGCAUGCCAUUGAGAGGAGUGAACAAGGAUGAGCAGUUCUUGAGCAGCAUAUCAGCUUUCAUUCGAAGAUGCUUCGAGUAUGCCGACCCGGACCAAUCACCAGCAGCUACAGACACGCCAUCUGCUGAAGUAACCACAAAGAAUGAGAAGGAGUCAGAGGACUCGGCUUCGGCUGCAGCAGACAACCUCAACUCCUUCAGUAUCGGAGAUGAUGAAGAUGAUGAGGACGCCGAAGAGGAUUUGCUCCAAUUGAGCGAUGAGAAGCCGAAGGCCGAAGAGACAAAAGUAGAAGAAUCGACGCCUGUGCCGUCCAUCACGAAAACUCCCGUCACACCCAUCACCAAUUCGCCGUUCAAUUUUGGUCAAACAACACCGAACCGCAAUGCAGCCGCCAACAAAGCACUUGAUCCCAAUCACCCCCUCUUCAUCACGCUCCCGACCUUCCGCAUGCUCAUCCUCGCAGACGAAGCUCUCGAAACCUUUUUCGACUCCGGCUUCCCCAACUCCUUCAACCUCGCGGAUGCACCCUUACCCGCUGGCACUGUCUCCACAGCCAAUCUCACGACCUUCAGCAAUCUCCCCGCCAAAGUCAACCUGCCCAUCCUCAGUCCCGGCGGCCCUGGUGCUGGCGUAAUGGCACCAGGAAAGGGUCUUCGCGGUAUGCUGGACAACAUUGUCACCGACGGCAUGCGCGUAGCCGCCGAAGUACGCCGCAGAAUGGAUGAAGCACAAAAGGAGAUUGACCGUGGGGCCGUUACCCGUGGCACGGAGUCUGAUGACGAAGAGGAAGACGAAGGUGGCAGAGAUCUGCUUGAGGGAGCUGAAGUCGAUGCUGCGGCGCCACAAACACCUGCUAGGACGGGUAGUAUGGGUGAGACUGCUGAACAGAGUAUGGAAAAAGAGAUUGAGGCUGCAAAGGCAGAUAAGGGCAAGGGUAAGGAGACGGUUAUUGAUGAUGUUCAGAAGAGCACGGUGUUCGAACGGUAG